Messenger RNA from Triticum urartu, 1728 nucleotides. NCBI's taxonomy places the organism in Eukaryota, Viridiplantae, Streptophyta, Magnoliopsida, Poales, Poaceae. The record is from RefSeq and is a predicted model, not a curated record.
GCGGCGAUGGCGGCGCUGAAUAAAGAUUCUUCAGAUACUUCCCCAACGAGACGUUGGGUCCUAUGGUUGGGGAUGGAUUUGAAAACCAACAUGUUCAAGUAAGGAUGGCAUGGCGGUGACAUGCAUUAACAUUUUGUUAGUUAAAUCUAAGGUCAAAUUAUGACAUAAAAUACAAAGGGGACCAAUAAACCAGGGCGGGUGUAGCACAUUAUUAUAGAAUAAAGGGAGUAUAAAUAAGACACGUAUUAUCAUGAAAAGAAAAGGAAAAGUAGCCUUAGGCGUUAAUUCCUGUAAAGCUAACGGGCGAAAAGAAUAUACUCCAGUCGACCCUUGCGACGUUUUUCUCGUCUCGCUGGUUCUCCAGUUUUUCUCGUCUCGCUAGUUCUCGGCUUCGAUCCUGACUAGGGCACGCAGCCCAGAUCGCGAUCCAUCGCUCCGUCAUGGGGAAGAAGCAACGUCGGCGCGCCGCGUGGGCCGAUCUCCCGGAGGACCUGAUCGGCGACGUCCUCCGCUGGCUGCCGUCGUUCGCCGACCGCGCCCGCUUCCGCGCCGUCUGCCGCGCGUGGCGCGCCGCCUGGCGCAGCCAGCCGCACCCGCCGGCGCCGUGGCUCGCCAUCCCGGGCAACUGCGUCAGCCUCCCCGAUGGCGCCAUCCACCGCGUCUGGUCCCUUCCCGAGGACGCCCGCGCCACGCGCUGCUGUGGCUCCCUCGGAGAUUGGGUCGCACUCGUGCCGGCGGACAGACCGUGCAGGCCCUUCCUGCUCAACCUGUUCUCCAAGGCUAGGAUCCCGCUGCCGACGUGGGCGGAGUAAGAUCUCAUCCUGAAGAUGGUCAUGUCCUCCAACCCGGGCUCAGAGAGCUGCCUGAUCGCGGCCAUGUGCACGGUCCGCGGCAGCGACAACCAGCAUAGGAUCAAUUCCCCUGUACCUGCACGAUAUCAUACUCUACCACGGGGAGCUACAUGCCCUCCAUUCGUGCGACCAGUUGGUUGUGCUCGACCACCGCAAGCUGGACCUCCUCCGGCGCGAGCCGGAGAGGCUGCACGAGCAGCAGCUACCGACGCAUGUGGCCAAGAUCUCGGACUGUGACGGCUACCCAUCGAGGCGGUAUCUGGUGGAGUGCAAGACCAGGCUACUCAAGGUCACCAGUUGGUUCAUUCGAUUGAACCACAUGGCAGUUAAGUUCGAGGUGCACGCGCUCGAGACCAGCGACGGGACGGCGCCUGAUGACUCGUGGGUGCCGGUCAGGGGCAUCAGUGAGCACGCCCUCUUCGUCGGGGACGCCUGCUCCGGAGCCUUCCUCAUCGCCGCUGGAGGUGACAAGAUCAAGGAGAGCCAUGUCUGCUUCGUCGAGGACGAGCUUAGGAUCAGCUGUGCGCGCAGCCCGUCCGCCGCCGUGAACGGUGGCCACCCCCUCGGCAGGCUUCAUGCCUACCGCCUGCGUGACAGGUGCGCCAGCAUCUAUGAUCCGGGCGAGUCGUCGGCGCAGAAGGGACAGCGCGCCAGCAUCAACAAUGAUCCAGGCGAGUCGUCGGCAUGGAAGGGACACCUGCAGUGCGACGACAUAUUUGGGUAUGUCUUUUCCCCUGGCGUGCAAGACCAGGAAUAUGUGAUGAUCUGAGAUGGUUCACUGGCGCAUAAUUCUUAUGUGCGACUUUUUACAAGAACCUAGCUUUGCUCAAGUAAACGGUAAACAGUGCAAUGAUAUCUGAAGCACAUUGUUGACCAA